GUAGGUGCUUUACCCGAUCACGCUUGUGAUGUUGCCGUUUAUACCCAUCUUUAAUCGGAUUUCUGACAUGGCAUUCAUAUCUUCUUCUUUUUGGCUGCUAUAGUACGCAGCGACUCUUACUUUGUCGGCGGAGUACGCUCCGGAUACGUGGCGUCCCGACGUCUUCCCCAAGCUCCCCACGGCUCGAAGCUACCAACAACUCUGGUCUACCUUACUCAACCCGACACCCACCAUGUCAGCCGCCACAGACACUCAGCUUCCAAAGCAGCUAGGCGAUGCGAUCGUCUCCUUUGCCCUCGAGGGCCGUUUCCCCGAUGAGGAAGUGUCGUCCCUUCCGCUCCCGACGGCCGACCUCUCCCUCGCGGUAGAUGCAUUGGCCAAGGCGAAGACCCAACUGGAGUCCGAGAUCCAUAUUGUCAACGAAGAAACGAAAGACGAGGUCAGCUCUUGGGUCGCCCACACGAAGACCCUGCAGGAAGACAUUCUACGGUCGAAGCGCCUAGCCGACGAUAUCGUACUGGAAGCCGAAUCCCCAGUGGUCUCGGGCAAAGAAAUAGAGGACGCCGAAGAGCACAUCGAGUUCCUGCGAAGCGAGGUCGCAUACAACCGGCAGCUGCAUGAGGCACUCUCCGGUAUACACAAGGUCAACGGGCUUCUGAACGAGGUGGAGAAGGCCAUGAACGAACGGAGGGUUCUCGAUUCCCUGCGGUCAUUGGAAUGUUUCUGGGCCGAACUCGACGCCAUCCCUAUCAACAAAAAGAGUUGCCGCAUCACACGACUUCUCGACGUUCGAGCCUUUGAGCUCAAAUCAGCCGUUCACGACGUAUUCGAUCAUGUUUGGAACGCCCUUGUCCACGUAGAUCGCGAGGCGGGGCGCAUUGCCAUCUACAACAGCCGCGAGGACGAGCAAAUGACGCUCUCGGAAGCCGUCAUCGGCCUCGAGGCCUACAAAGAAGUUGAAGAUCGCAUGUCUCGUCUCUGGCGAGAUAUCGACCGGGCCAUUGUCGCCUCUCGGUUGGACCCCAAGUCGACGCAACUGUCCUCUUUCCAGAUCAAUGAGAACAUCCUCGAGAGGCAAGGCACUGCCGGCAACUCGAUCGACGAGCUCUUCAAGGACUUGACAACCAUGGUUGGAUUCCUAGCACAGAGACUCCCGCCGGACUUGUUGAUCUACCUGGGACCAAUCAUGAUGAGUGGUGUUCUUCCCAGGCUGAUCGAUGGCUGGCUCUCUUCCACCAUCCCAGUUUCGUUAAAGGACGUCGAGCAGUUUCAAGCCGUGAUACAAUCGGCCAGGGUCUUUUGCGAAACACUGGAGGACUACGGUCUUUCUGGCUUCACCGAGCUGAAAGAAUGGGUUGGCAAUGCGCCGUCUACCUGGCUCGCGAAGCGUACGGAGACGGCAUUGGAUGCUGUCCGCAGCCAGUUCAUCCAAGGCCUCGGAGCACCCAAGCAGGUCGAAAAGGUGGAGAAACAAAUGGUGUCGCGCUCGGAAGGAAAAGAACUGGCAUCGCAGACGGUAGCCACUCAGGCCGACGACGACGAUUGGGGCGCGGCGUGGGGUGCUGAUGAUCCAAUGGACGAACCUGAUGACGUGCCUCAAGUCUCGGCAUCUUCCAAGACCACCCAGGUCAGCGAGGUUGCCACAACCGACGACGAUGGAGCCGACGCCUGGGGCUGGGGUGACGACGAGCCGACCACGGAAGCAAAGGACGAAGCGGCACAGCAACAGGACAAGACGGAACUAGAUGACGACGACGACGCCGCGGCGGCAUGGGGUUGGGGCGACGAGGAAGAACGGGAAGACCAAGUCGUCCAGCCACCCAAAGACGACGAGAAAAAGGCCAGAAGCACCAAGACCCCAAGCGCUGGGGAAGAAUAUCGAGAAAUGGUUCUCAAGGAAACCUACCAUAUCUCAUCGAUGCCAGAUCCAGUACUAGAACUGAUCUUGACGAUUCUGGACGAUGGUGCAGCGCUGACCCAACCUAGCAAUGAGACAAAACCCGUGGCAUCGGCAGCUGCAGGCCUGUUUGGGCUCCCAACGUCCGUGUUAGCCAUUUUCCGAGCUCUAUCCCCGCAUUACUAUGCAGCGGGGAUGGGAGGGAACAUGUUUCUCUACAACGACGCAAUGUACUUGGCCGAGAGGUUGGCGGAGCUGACGGAGACGUGGAAGUCGCGCAACGACUUGCCGCAGCGUGCUAAAGCCAUGCUUCGAAUCGACGACGACAUCAAGACCAUGCGGAGUUUCGCCAACCGCACAUACACAGGCGAGCUAGGACUACAGAAGACGGUUAUCAGGGAUCUUCUAGGGGGCGAACAAAGCAUUGUCCAGCAACAAGACGCGGAGAGCAGCGUCGACUCGGCCGUGGCACGCGUCCGGACGAUGGCGACAACAUGGGAGACGAUCCUGGCGCGGUCGGUGUGGUGCCAGGCCACAGGGUCGCUGGUAGACGCGCUCUCGGCCAAGAUCAUCUCGGACGUGAUGGACGCGCCGUCGAUCGGGCAGGACGAGGCGUACAAGAUGGCGCAGCUCAUCGCCAAGGCGACGGAACUAGACGACCUGUUCCUGCCGUCGCGGGCAGCAUCAUCGGGCCAGGAGCAAGGGCAAGGGCAAGGGCAGGCGGACCCCGACGAGGUGCCGACGACGGCGCAGUACGCGGGCACGUGGCUCCGGCUCAAGUACCUGAGCGAAGUGCUGCAGUCGAACCUCAACGAGGUGCGGUACCUCUGGUUCGAGAGCGAGCUGAGCCUCUACUUCUCGGCGGAGGAGGUGGUGGACUUGAUCGAGGCGAGCUUCGAGCUGAACGCGAGGACUAGGGAUACGAUCCGUCAGAUCAGGGAGCGGCCGCAACCGGUCGAGGGUGUGUAGAUGACUCGAGAAUAAGAAUGGAGGGAAGGAAGUCUUGAUCCUUGGAACGACCUAGCGCUUUAAGGUACUUUGAACUUGGAACAAACUUAUUCA
Molecule: messenger RNA, 2959 nt
Organism: Sodiomyces alkalinus F11
Lineage: Eukaryota; Fungi; Ascomycota; Sordariomycetes; Glomerellales; Plectosphaerellaceae
Exons: 9
Coding region: 233-2866 (877 amino acids)
Biological process (GO): mitotic spindle assembly checkpoint signaling; endoplasmic reticulum to Golgi vesicle-mediated transport
Cellular component (GO): RZZ complex
Source: RefSeq, a predicted model, not a curated record